AAACAAAUAAAAAUAGGGUGUUUUUUUUUUUGUUUGAAUUUCAAUAUGAAUAGCAGAAAAAGGUUGUCCCACCUCCAAAUCCUGAGAUAGUGAUUUCCCGGCCACCACCCCCACCGGAAACCUCGCCGACGCUGCAACCGUCUGACUCCGGCAACCCAUGGGACAGUUACUUAUCCAACACUCAACCACCAUAAGCAUUAUUACUAUUAUAUUGCAUCUUCAACCGUCCAAUUGGUUUCAGCGCAAAAUGAGCCGAUUUCUGGUCUUCGUAAACCUAACCCACCAUCACUCCUCUUUCUUUCUUUCUUUCAGUCAACCCAUUCCUCCUUCCUUCCUGCGUAUAUAAACUAUUCCAUUCCAUUUCAGAUCCCUAAAUUCUCUCAUCUUCACGUUUAGCAUGCUUCACAUUCACGUUUUUACUUUGAGUUGGAUCUCAAGCAAAACCCUCCACUUUUCACCCUUUUUCUGCCCCAAUUUCAGCCCCCUUUACAUUUAAUCACACUUUUACAACCUUCAUCUUCAGAGAAAUCAUUAUUAUUAUGUCUAUUGUUCAAUUAGCGUUUUGUUAGAUUAUAGUAAUUGGGGAUUUUUUUUGUUUUGUUUAGUUGAAGUGAAAUAGGAUUUAAAAUGAGGGUUUCUUGCUUUCCAAAGUUUAGAUUAGGGAGAAUUUUAGGUAUGAUGCAGAUUGUUCUUGGAGUGUUAGUCAUAAUCGUAAGUGUUUCCAGCUUAUUUAGGUUUUAUUCGGCUGGAUUCUUCAUGCAUAAUGAGGAUAUAUGCAAGCAGUUUUAUGGGGUUAAGGAUGUUUAUGAAGGGUUUGAUGUAAUGUCGCUUACUGCGCGUGUCAACGAGGUGCUCGAUAAAAUGCUUAGCUUACAGGAAAAGCUCGAAUCGACUGUACAAGGGUUGGAAAAGACUAAAGAUUUGGCGAUAAAGAAUGUUUCGAUGUUGGAGUAUAAAAGGUUUAUAGAAGAAGAGGUGAUUCAGCCUCUGUAUAGCGCUCAUAUCUCUCUUAGGCAGAUUCGGUUACCCACUGUUGAAAAUGGGACGACAAAUGAGGAUCCGUUUAUCAACACGUUUGUUACGGAGGAAAUUAGGAAGUAUAUAACCCCGAAGGAGAAUCGUGUAGGGAAGAAGAAUAUAUAUGGGAGUGAGAAGAUAUAUAAUAGUAUAGGGCAUGGGUGUGUGUCGGUUAAGAAAGAGCUUCAAGUGUAUAUGGAUUAUGAUAUCGGGUCGUUUUGUAAAGAUGAUUGGAAUGUAGCGCAGAGUCUUAUGAUCAAGGGUUGUGACCCGUUGCCAAGGAGACGGUGUCUCACUCGGGCUUCGAAGCUGUAUCAAAAGCCUUACCCGAUUAAUGAAUCUUUAUGGAGGAUACCUGAUGGAAGAAACGUGCGGUGGAGCAACUAUGCUUGUAGGAACUUUGAGUGCUUAUCGAGCAAGAAUCCUAAACGGGGUUACUCGAAAUGCACAGAUUGUUUUGAGAUGGAGAAGGAAAAGCUUAAAUGGGUCACAAACACGUCGUUUCCAACUGAUAUCUUGAUCAAAGACGCGUUAAGUGUCAAGCCUGGGGAGAUCAGGAUAGGGCUCGAUUUUGGUAUAGGCACGGGGACGUUUGCUGCAAGAAUGAGAGAGCAUAAUGUGACGAUUGUGACGACGGCUUUAAACAUUGGAGCCCCGUUUAACGAAAUGAUAGCGCUUAGAGGUCUGAUUCCUCUGUAUGUGACCUUGAACCAAAGGUUACCGUUUUUUGAUAACACAAUGGAUUUGAUUCACACAACAGGGUUUAUGGAUGGGUGGAUUGAUCUGCAGUUGAUGGAUUUCAUUUUGUUUGAUUGGGACCGGAUCUUGCGGCCGGGCGGGUUGUUGUGGGUCGAUCGGUUCUUCUGCAACCGGAAGGAUUUGGAUGAUUAUAUGUACAUGUUUCUGCAGUUCAGGUACAAGAAACACAGAUGGGCCAUUUCUCCCAAGUCUAAAGAUGAAGUUUUCCUUUCUGCUUUGUUGGAGAAACCUCCAAGAUCCUUAUAAGUUGUGAUCGCAAUGUUUUCAGGACUGGACCAGACCGGUCGGACAGAAACCGUGAACAUUAUGUACUAAUGGUGACUUUUUUUAGUCAUAAGUAGCAGCUGUGUUGUUCUUUUGAAUUUGGUAAAAUUUGUAAUAUUUUUGUUUUUUUAAAUUUAAAUUAAUACAGUUAAUAUUAUUAUAUCAAAAGUGUCUGGUAGUCA
This is a messenger RNA of Helianthus annuus (common sunflower), 2222 nucleotides long. RefSeq lists its product as uncharacterized. The coding region runs from base 628 to 2022 and encodes 464 amino acids. Gene Ontology annotation, molecular function: methyltransferase activity. NCBI's taxonomy places the organism in Eukaryota, Viridiplantae, Streptophyta, Magnoliopsida, Asterales, Asteraceae. The transcript has a single exon. The record is from RefSeq and is a predicted model, not a curated record.